AUGAGCUACCAAGUAAUAGCCAAUGGUCAAGAUCACUCGGUUAGCGAACCACUGCCCACAUCCAUAGUGGUGGCGUACACGGAUGUGAAUUUUAGCUUAUGUAAGACUCAUGAAAUGACUCGACCCUCAAAUAUUCCAUACCGCAUCGUCCGUCGCGCGGGUGACCAUUAUAAGUAUUCAAGAGCAUCGAAAAAGAGCAAGCUAUGGAUCCACACGUACCCAAAUGGAAUCAAAGCACAACUCGACUAUAUCCUCAUCAAUAAAAAAUGGAUCAACAGUGCACACAACUGUGAAGCUUAUAGCUCCUUUGAAGGAGUCUCUUCAGACCACCGAAUUGUAUCGUGCAAGAUCCAACUCAGCCUACGUGCCAACAAAAGAAAAACCUCAAAAAUACCUAGGUGUGACUGGACUCAAUUUAUGUGCAAUACUAAUAUUCAAGAUAAAUACACUGUUACAGUCCGAAACCGCUUUCAAAUCCUACAGACUGACAAUAACAACAACGAUCCAAAUGAAACCUAUAUGAACUUUGUCAAAGCGCACAAGCAAGCCGCUCAAGAAUGCAUACCAUUGAAACCAAAGAGACAACAAAAAAUCCCAUGGGAAAAUGAAGAAGUUCAACAUAAACGAAAAACCCUAAAGCAAGCUGCACACACAAAAAGCAACUGCCCCACACAAGGCAACAUCAAAAUAUAUAGAAAUAACAGGAAAGAUCUUGAGGAAACCUACCGCAUUGAACAACAAAAAUACAUUCAAAAUCAAAUUGAUACUAUCACUACAGCUGCUAAAAAUCAACAGUCCUCAUUAGCCUGGCAAACUGUGAACGAAAUCAGUGGUAAUACACCAAAAGUAGAAAACCUAGAAAUCCAAAACAUCAUUGACUACGAACUCCCAAUUAAGAAAGUCUACACUCAGAGCACAAUCAAGAUUUGGACACAAGGAUGCAUCAUCCCCUUUCCUAAGAAAAGCGACCUCUCACUUGCCACCAACUAUAGAGGUAUAACAUUCACCGCCACAGCUGCUAAAAUAUAUAAUGCUAUGUUACGGGAUAGAAUACAGCCCGAAAUUGAGAAAAUCCUACGCCCACACCAAAAUGGAUUCAGACUCAACAGAGCCAUUACUGGAGAAAUUAUAACCAUCAGAAGACUGAUAGAAAUAAAAGCCAAAAACCUGAAUGCAGUCAUACUUUUUGUCGACUUUUCAAAAGCAUUUGACUCUAUAAAUGUCAAAUGGCUGAAAUCAUGA
Molecule: messenger RNA, 1242 nt
Organism: Penaeus indicus
Lineage: Eukaryota; Metazoa; Arthropoda; Malacostraca; Decapoda; Penaeidae
Exons: 4
Coding region: 1-1242 (413 amino acids)
Source: RefSeq, a predicted model, not a curated record